Molecule: messenger RNA, 807 nt
Organism: Athalia rosae (coleseed sawfly)
Lineage: Eukaryota; Metazoa; Arthropoda; Insecta; Hymenoptera; Athaliidae
Product: oxidized purine nucleoside triphosphate hydrolase-like
Exons: 4
Coding region: 232-708 (158 amino acids)
Biological process (GO): DNA protection
Molecular function (GO): 8-oxo-7,8-dihydroguanosine triphosphate pyrophosphatase activity
Source: RefSeq, a predicted model, not a curated record
CAGCACCUAAAACACGUCACACAUAUUCUUGGAUCUAGAUACGCAAGUUCAAUACUACGAUGCUAUUUUGAACAGUCGUAAAUUGUUGGGAAAAAUUCAACUCUUGCGACUCGUCGAUUUUGUAUUGAGUAAUCAGUUUUGCAAUCAUUAAAAAAUAAUAUCAAAUUUCAGAGAGUUGAUCAAUUUGAUCAUACAUAAAGAUUUCGUAAAAAGUGAUUAUUCUUAAUCGACAUGGCUGCGAAACAAAUUUUUUCCCUCGUUUUCGUCAGAAAUAAAUCCGACAUUCUGAUCGGCAUGAAGAAACGCGGUUUCGGACAAGGGAAAUGGAAUGGUUUCGGCGGUAAAGUUGAAUCCCAUGAGACUAUAUUACAAGGGGCUAUCAGAGGAUUAGAAGAAGAGAGUAGUUUAAAAGCAGAGAAUCUAAAAAAUGUUGGGAUUCUUGAAUUUGAAUUCGAAGGUAGUCCCACACCGCUAGAAGUGCAUGUUUUUGAAACAUUCGCUUACACUGGGACCAUCAAGGAAUCCGAAGAUAUUCUACCCAAGUGGUAUAACUUGAAGGAUGUUCCUUUCAAGAAUAUGUGGCCGGAUGAUGAGCUCUGGUUUCCAUACAUGCUAAGAGGAGAAUUUUUCAAAGGAAAAUUCCUAUACCGUGGAGAAGAUACCAUUCUAAAACACAAUAUUGAAGUUGUUGAUAAACCUUCUGAAUAAAUGACUAUCUAAUUCAUUCCGCAAUGUAUAUUAUGUAUUUAGUGUAAAAACUGUUGAUCAAUUGUAGAUUUAAAUUCAAAUAAACUAUAUUUCUAUGUA